AUGGAACUUUUGGCUGGCUGCUUACCCACCAAGGAAGCGUGGUGUCUCCUGCAUGGGAAGGAGAUGAGCUUUGAGCAAUGUCUCAAGAUGGUGAGAGAGGAGCCCGCUGAUUUCAAGUUGGUUGGCAUGAGCGACCUGAGCUACAUGAAGCCAGAGGAAAUUGAUGACCUCGAGAAGCACGUGGCCGGUCUCGAACUGGAGUGUGCUGAUGAAGCCACGGAGGUGGCGAAGAUGAUGCUUGAGUGGCUGCAGGCCGCGCUGGGGCUGCACCGCUGGGCACAGCAGAAGAGAGAGUUGAAGGAGAGAGGUUUUCAGAUUCUACUUAGCCUGUCCCGAUUUCCGCGAGCUCAGCGAACAGCGACUCCCGCGAUGGACUUUGAUGACCUUGAUGAAGCGAUUGAACAGAGGAUUGCGGAGGGCGACACCGAUGCCUUGGCGAACCUCAGUGGCGUCACGAUGCAGAAGAAAAGCCUGAAGGUGCGGACUGUGACACGAAGGACGGACAAGAAGGACGAGCCGUCGGGGUCUCUGGUAGUUCGCUUCAAGCCCAAUCAAGGGCUACAGAUGCAACCAGAGUUGUGCAAGCAGACCAGCCCACUACCCCAGCCACAGCCCACAACCAUUGUCGAUCAAUCACUGUGUUGA
Molecule: messenger RNA, 645 nt
Organism: Durusdinium trenchii
Lineage: Eukaryota; Dinophyceae; Suessiales; Symbiodiniaceae
Source: the annotation of a GenBank genome assembly